Boeremia exigua is the source of this 2435-nucleotide messenger RNA. Its product is annotated as diaminopropionate ammonia-lyase. Gene Ontology annotation, molecular function: hydrolase activity. The record is from RefSeq and is a predicted model, not a curated record. The coding region runs from base 7 to 2265 and encodes 752 amino acids. Lineage: Eukaryota; Fungi; Ascomycota; Dothideomycetes; Pleosporales; Didymellaceae. The transcript has a single exon.
ACCAACAUGGCGCAAUCUCGCAGACCUAUUUAUUUCAACGACAAGUCCGGCAAUAUCGACGUAGAUGCCGAUCUCUCAAAUGUGCGACAAUUCCACCAACAACUGCCAAAGUACGCACGAACCCCUCUCAUUCCCCUCAACGACGUCGCGAAGAAGCUUGGAGUCAAGCAUGUCUUCGUCAAGGAUGAGAGCAACCGCCUAGGUCUUCCUGCUUUUAAGAUCCUUGGUGCGUCGUGGGGCUCCUGUCGCGCAAUCAUAGCAAGGACUGGGAUCCCUAUAGACUCGCCGCUUGAGGAAAUUGCACAAGCUGCGCAACAGGAAGGCAUUGUGCUAUUUACUGCCAGCGCAGGCAAUCAUGGGCGAGCACUUGCUACAAUGGCGAGGAUAUUAGGUGUUCAAGCUCAAGUCUACGUGCCCCGCACUGUUAAUGACGAGGCCAUCCGUCUCAUCUCCUCAGAAGGCGCAAGAGUUACCAUCUCAACAAAAGACUAUGAUGGCGCAAUGAGCGAAGCCUGGGAUGAGGCAAGCAAGACCGAAAAUGGAUUGUUCGUGCAGGACGCUGCUUUUCCAGGAUAUGAUGACGUACCAAAGUGGAUCGUUGAAGGUUACUCGACCUUGCUAUCUGAAACAGAGGAGCAACUGCGAGAGCAAGAUCUUGUGGCCAGUCUUGUGGUCACACCUAUUGGUGUAGGCUCGUUGGCGCAUGCUGUUGUUCGCCACUGCAAGUCUAAUGGUCGUAAUUGUGCAGUCAUGUCAGUUGAACCUGAUACAGCUGCCUGCUUAUAUCAGAGCUUGUCAGCUGGCAAGCCAACGCCAGUAUCCACAACAAGAACCAUAAUGGAAGGCAUGAACUGCGGAACACUUUCGUCAACAGUGUUCCAAGAUUUACAGCGGGGCGUAGACGUCAGUGCAACAAUCUCCGACUAUGAGUCACACCAGGCUAUUCAGUAUCUGUCGAGCAACUCUGUCAACAGUGGCCCUUGUGGCGGUGCGGCACUUGCUGCGUUGUGGCGGCUUGCAGAGUCUACAUAUCGGCCUAAGUUGCUCACGGACGAUUCCGUAGUCGUCAUCCUGAGCACUGAGGGACCUCGCGAGUAUGACGUACCUUUGGACGUCUCCAGUGACGAUCCGGUCGAGCUCACACAGAUAUUGACCAGGAUCAACUCGUCUAAUCCUGAUCUAUCCGAGGCUGCUGGAGCUGGCGAAAAUGCAAUCGCGAACCACAUUAAUGCAUGGCUGCAGCAUCGCGGCAUGGAGUCGCACUGGAUCGAAGCUCAGCCUGGGCGCCCGUCCGUUGUCGGUGUUCUGCGUGGAUCUGGUUCUGGGAAGAGCUUGAUGAUCAAUGGCCACAUCGACACAGUUAGCCUGUCGACAUAUACGUCCGGUGACCCACUGAGCGGAGAGUUGAGAGAUGGUCGCAUCUACGGUCGCGGAUGUCUAGAUAUGAAAGCUGGAGUAGCUGCGGCAAUGGCAGCUAUCGCAAGAGUCGCAAGCUCCGGCUCACGUCCAAGCGGCGAUGUCAUUUUGGCGGCUGUGUCAGACGAGGAGAACGUCUCAAAGGGCACUGAGGCUGUGCUGGCCGCCGGGUGGAAGGCCGAUGCAGCACUUGUUACAGAGCCUACGUCUCAAUCUAUCGUGACGAGCCACAAGGGCUUCGUCUGGUUUGAGAUCGAUGUGCUUGGUGUGGCAGCGCACGGUUCUCUCCCCGAAGAGGGCGUGGAUGCGAUACUUCUUGCUGGCUAUUUGCAGACCGCAUUGCUUGACUACGCCAAGACCAUGCCCUCGGACCCUCGAUUAGGACAAGCGUCCUUACACGGUGGUCGAGUGGUGGGAGGCGAAGAGCCGUCCAGCUAUCCUGCAAUUUGCACGCUCACAAUUGAGUUCCGCACAGUCCCCACCCAGUCGCCCGAGUCCCUCGCCGCUGACCUCGACGACCUGCUGAAGAGCAUAGCAAGCAAGAUCCCUCAAUUCAGUUAUAAUACUCCUCGCAUCACCUUCUCGCGCCCUCCCUCCGGAUUAGCGGACGAAAACGAAUUCGUACAGACUUUCAUCUCAUCUGUCUCGAAGACACUCGGUGAUGCUCCGGUACCUGCUGGGAGAGCUUUCUGGUGCGAUGCUGGUUUGCUGAAUGAGGCUGGUAUCCCAUCAAUCGUUUAUGGGCCUAAGGGAGAGGGUCUACACGCUAGGGAAGAGUGGGUGAGCGCUUCAAGUAUCCACGAUGUGACGAACGUGCUUGAGACGAUCAUUCGAGACUUCUGCCAAUAGAUUCCAAUUGCAGUGAUAGAAUUCGGAUACGUUGGAUAAGAAUGCAAAGGAAAUUGUCACCAGGCGAUGAGGUUUCACAAAUUCAAAGUCGUUCUAGGCUUAAUGCCAUGCAGCUUCUGCGACAGCUCCCGGUUCUACAUCUAGUAUUCACUGUGCCGGGUCCACCUCAC